AUGGCGACCGGUGAGAGGCGAUCAAAUCUCAGGUUGCUCAGGACGUCAUUGAUUCUGGACCAAGGCGACACACGCACGACUCGCCAUGGAGACUGUCUCAGACUGUGUACUUACAACGCGAGAACAGUUUCCACAGACGCCGACCUGCAUGCCCUUCUCGGAGCUGCAGAGCGUAUCAAAUUUCACGUGAUUGCUCUGCAGGAGACCAAGUGCAGAAGGAGCGACGUACGACAGAUGAAUGACGGUACACUCGUCAUUCGUGGAGAGAAGGUUCCGUCGCGAAAUGUAGGCGGUGUUGGUUUCGUUGUGCACCCAUCUGUCGUCCAUCUCGUCGAUUCUCACGAGAUCCUGUCACCUCGUCUGGCCAUUCUUCGCCUCCGCCCUCUGCGCCAAAAAUCCAUUAGUAUCAUCAACUGCUAUUCACCAACAUCAGCAGCUGAUGAUUCCGAAUUGGACGCGUUUUACGAGGAGCUGGAGGAAGUAGUCCACAACGAGAAGUCCUUUUACAAAUUCGUUGUCGGAGACUUCAACGCAAAACUAGGAAAGGCCACAGAAGAGGAAUACAGGAUUGGAAGAUUUGGACUAGGGGACCGGAAUGAAAAUGGCAAUCGUCUCGCCGGGCUGUUGUCUGCCGCUCGCCUCUUUCAUGGGAACUCUCUUUUCAUGAAAAAAGAUCAUCGUCGGUGGACAUGGGAAUCGCCCAAUGGCGCGACUCGUGCGGAGAUCGACCACAUACUCACCAACCGGAGGUGGUGUCUACUUGACGUCUCAGUAGUACCAUCCUUUUGUAGUGGUUCUGAUCACCGUCUCCUUCGUGCGAAAAUACGUCUUAGCCACACGAUGGAAAAGAACAUCUGCUAUCGGCAACGAAGGAGAAAAGAAGUCGUCUACGACGAUUGCGCACUUGAGGACUCCCUGUCCCAAGGUGACUGGCACAUCGAGGAGGACCCAAACGUGGACUACGAGAUGCUGCUCAGAGGAUUACGAGCCUGUGCUGAACGUGCCUCGAAGUCGCGCACGACAAACUUGGAUCGAAUUUCGAAGACCACCAAGGAAUUGUUAGGAAGAAGAAGGGCUUUGAGGCUUGAUCCGAAUGCAUCGCACAUUGAGCAGUUAGUAGCAAACAAUAGCUGCAGAAAAGCGUUGCAGGAGGAUCUUUUGAAGUACAGGCAGAAGAAGAUUCUAGAAGCAGCACAAAGAAGAACGAGUCUAAAGAAGUGCCGCAGGGAUCUCCGCGAAUAUAAUAUUCCGCUAGCAACCUUGCUGAGCGAAGACGGGACUCGCACUUCUCGUCGUGAGAUGGAAAUCAUUACGGAGAGGUUCUACUCGAACCUUUUCCGUUCAUCAACUCCUGUGUCAAGCCCAAUCAUCCCCACUGGCGAAGCUCUACCACGGAUUCUCCCUUCGGAAGUACGAGUCGCUAUCAAGAGCAUGAAACCUGGCACAGCCCCCGGACCUGAUUUUAUAUCAGCAGACUUUCUUCGGGCUGGUGGCCAUCCGCUUCAUGUAAUCUUAGCAGUGCACAUGACAUCCUAUCUUCAGAAAGAAAGGAUCCCAGACCAGUGGAAGACCUCGCGAACCGUUCUUAUCCAUAAGAAAGUAUUCACCAAGAUCAUCCUCACACGCAUAUCUAGGACGCUGGAUGAAGCCCAGCGUCAAGAACAAGCUGGAUUCCGCCAAGGGUUCAGCUGCUUGGACCACAUCCAGACCGUGUCGAGGGUCAUAAAGGGUUGCCGGGAAUACCGCCUGCCCCUUGUUCUAACCUUCGUCGACUAUAAGAAAGCCUUUGACAGCGUAGAAACGAAUGCAAUACUGUCAGCGCUGGUCGAUCAAGGUGUGGACGCGUCGGGGGUACGACAAGGCGAUACUAUAUCGCCGAAGCUGUUCACGGCUGCACUGCAAUGGAUAAUGAAAUCACUAUCCUGGGAAGAAAGGGGUAUACGUGUUGAUGGAAGAUUUCUCUCGAACCUUCGUUUCGCGGACGACAUCGUUCUCUUUUCGAGCAGUACCAAUGAAGCAGAAACGAUGCUCAACGAAUUGAACGAAGCAGGGAAGAGAAUAGGACUACGAAUAAACAGAAAGAAGACACAGUUCAUGAAGAACGCGCACUGCGAGGACGGAGGAGUACAACUUGAAGGCUCCCAAAUCGUGGAAACUCCGUCAUACGUAUACCUCGGACGUUCUAUGAACAUGGAAAACGACUUGAAGGAAGAACUGAAUAGAAGAAUGAGAGCAGCACGGGCAGCAUUCGCAGCCGUCAGGGAAGCUACGGACCAACUGACGGACCAUGAUCUUCGUGCUCAUCUGUUCGACUCGACAGUCCUUCCAGCGCUCUGUUACGCAGCGAAGACGUGGGCAGACACCGCGGCCACGUCUAGGAAGCUACUUACUACCCACAGAGCCCUUGAGAGAUGUCUCCUGAAGUUUAACCGGCGCACACAACACCUUGCCGGUGUUCGUAGCUCCGACUUAAGAGGAAUGUCCCGUCUUCGCUACCCAGCGGAAUAUGUAUCGAAAGCAAAACAUAGAUGGGCCGGUCACAUCAUGAGAAGAAUCGACGAUAGAUGGACUAAAAGAACGCUAGAGUGGAUCCCAAGGGACGCUAAACGCCCCCGAGGGAGACCGCCAACGAGAUGGAGUGACGUGUUCGCUGCACGGAUGGACCAGCUGAGAGCUCAGCUGGGUACGGCUCAAGGACCUCGUCAACGUCACUCACGAAACUUGAGAACAUCUUGGAUGACAAUGGCGAGGGAACGAAACGAGUGGAAGAGAUGCUGGGCCCGCACGUCGAGUGAAGACGGGCCAUCUAAGUAUCUAAGUAAGUAUAAAUUUACUGGACACCUGUAA
Necator americanus (New World hookworm) is the source of this 2847-nucleotide messenger RNA. RefSeq lists its product as uncharacterized. The transcript is spliced from 3 exons. NCBI's taxonomy places the organism in Eukaryota, Metazoa, Nematoda, Chromadorea, Rhabditida, Ancylostomatidae. Gene Ontology annotation, biological process: chromatin remodeling. The coding region runs from base 1 to 2847 and encodes 948 amino acids. Gene Ontology annotation, cellular component: nucleus. The record is from RefSeq and is a predicted model, not a curated record. Gene Ontology annotation, molecular function: catalytic activity.